AUGACGCGUACAAUGAUGGAUACCUGGGAGUUUCACCAGUUCGGAGUACUCCUUAUAGAAAGGACAACAUUCAACAUAAAGGAUAUCAGGGGUUCCAAUUAUGAGGUUAGCCAAAAAUUGGGGCUAUUUUCAUUGGAGCUGAGAAGGUUAUGCGCUGGUCUAAUGGGUCAUCAAAAUUCUGAAAAGGUUUUUAUGAAGAAUUGGUUUUUCAAUGGAGUAAUCCUCACGACAAUUCUUGUAAAUUCACUGGUAAUGGCACUGGAGAGUGUAGAAUCGAUGCAAAUGAGAUUCUAUGAAUUCUUUGACGUGAUGGAACAAUUCUUCUUGGCCAUUUAUAUAAUGGAGUUUUUACUGAAGAUUUACGCUGAACCAAUCAAAUAUUGGAAGGCUGGUUCCAAUACAUUCGCUUUCAUGGUGUUGCUGCUCUGUUUGGUUGAACGCUUUCUCACGAAUGAGCAGAAAAGGGCUAUGGACUUGAUCCGUGCAGUUCAGCCACUCCGAACGCUCAGGACAAUUUUCUUUAUCCGGGGCUUGCAGGUCCUAUCCGUUGCUUUGGUGAAGACCAUAAAGAGUGUCCUGUACAUCCUGUUCCUGCUCUUCCUGCUGCUGUUUGUGUUUGCGCUAAUUGGAUUUUAUUUCUUUGGAACUGGUAAUACAGGAAAUGUCGACAACUGGAGCAGCCUCAGGGCUGCUUUCUUCACACUCUUCAACUUAGUGACGCUGGACAGCUGGACUGAUUUUCAAGCUCAAAUAGUUCACCAGGGAACCAGGUGGAAUAGGAUCUUCACCAUUGGUUUUAUUUUACUGGGUUGUUUCCUCUUCUUCAACCUCUUCAUCGGAGUUAUCAUUAUCAACAUACGGGAAUCAGAUAAAGAAUUUAACAAGGCCAUCCUAGCAGAACGAGAAACUAGAUUGCUUCAGAAAAAGCAGACUAUUGUGCAUAGGCAACAAGAGCACAUCAAGCAACUGAUGGAGAAACAGAAAACCACCCAAUUUGAAAGCUUUGGUGAAAAGGUGCAGAAUUUUAAGAAGACCCUAAAACAUGACGAUUAUAUUGUGAUGGAUGAUCUGUGUUCGAGUCUGUCAUUCAUAGAUAUUUACUUGACAAACCUUGAUCAGCAGGAUGACACUUUGUACAAAUUGCAGAAUCUCUACUUUGAAUUGUCUUACAUUCUGGGCAACAUGUUGGAAGGAGAGAGUGGUGCAUCUGCUCUUGAUAAAAAAAGACAUAGCUGAAGGAGACCCUUUAUCCGCCUCAAUUCAGUAAAACAAGCGGAAGAUCAUACUUUUCAAAAAAUUAUCGGUGACAUUUUAAUCAAAAUUGAAAA
Messenger RNA from Callorhinchus milii (elephant shark), 1328 nucleotides. Its product is annotated as cation channel sperm-associated protein 3. Gene Ontology annotation, molecular function: monoatomic ion channel activity. Bases 1 to 1236 code for a protein of 411 amino acids. Gene Ontology annotation, cellular component: membrane. The transcript is spliced from 10 exons. Gene Ontology annotation, biological process: monoatomic ion transport; transmembrane transport. The record is from RefSeq and is a predicted model, not a curated record. Lineage: Eukaryota; Metazoa; Chordata; Chondrichthyes; Chimaeriformes; Callorhinchidae.